UCUAUCAACGAGGCACACGACUUCGGUCACGAUAUAUUUCGCUCUCACUAUUUUCUCUGAUUUCUCCAAGUUUUGUUUCCAGCAACUCUCAACGAUCGUCACAGACAAAGUUAUCUAGUCUAGUAAUGGAGAACGUUCGUACCAAGAAAAGACAAUGGCGACCACGCCGCCCAGACGACCAACAACCACAAGGUCGUAAACAGAUUCGCUUGACCAGGAUGGACGACACUUUGAAAGUUGUCCUGACAAACGAUAGCUGCCAGCGCCAAGUCAUUCACAAUCACUGUUGUUGGUCGGAACCCAAACCUGUGACGACAUCUGUUCCAGACAGAUUUCAUGGGUCCAAACCCAAAUGUCAGGAAGCUACGACAAACAAACAGAGUUCUAAGGUCCAGCAGUAUUCAGACAAAUCACAAACAAAGGCUGUCAUGUCUCAACUUGCUGGAUUUUUAAAGAAACGUUCCUUCUCCGAUAGCACAAAUACCCGUACGACUGUUCAUACCUCUGACGUCAUCAAGAAAACCAGUCAUACAUGUGAUGACAAACCUGUCUACAAUGAAUCCAGGAAUUCGUUCUGUUCACCUUUAAAGGAGAUUUCAAGUGUCCCAGACAGCGUCCCUUGUGAUAUUAAGCACAGGACUAUCCUUGGUCCAGCGACCAAACCUCCUUGGUAAGGGUCAAGGAAUACAGUCGAUCAAUAUUUUGAAA
Molecule: messenger RNA, 708 nt
Organism: Mizuhopecten yessoensis (Yesso scallop)
Lineage: Eukaryota; Metazoa; Mollusca; Bivalvia; Pectinida; Pectinidae
Exons: 6
Coding region: 126-674 (182 amino acids)
Source: RefSeq, a predicted model, not a curated record